Molecule: messenger RNA, 375 nt
Organism: Cyprinus carpio (common carp)
Lineage: Eukaryota; Metazoa; Chordata; Actinopteri; Cypriniformes; Cyprinidae
Molecular function (GO): protein heterodimerization activity
Source: RefSeq, a predicted model, not a curated record
UUUCUCAGCUCUGUGACUGCGAAGUGAACAGCAGUGAUCAUGAAAACCUCAUCUGACAAGAGCAUGAAGUCCCUGAAGACGUCCAGGAGAACCGGCUGCACGCGCAAACAGAGCACCAGGGCGUAUUCCGCGUACAUUUACAAGAUCGAGAAGGAGCUGUCUGAGGACGUGAGUGACGCCGUGUCUUUGAUGCGGCACCUGUCCGACGCGCAUGCGCAGAUGAGCGCCGAGGCCGCGCGACUCUCCAAGUUCAACCGGCGGCGCGUCAUCACGCAGCGAGAGCUGCACACCGCCGCGAAAAAGCUCCUGAUAGCUGAGAUUUAAAUGUUCCACUUUUAGACUUGCAAAUAAUAAAGAUGUUUCCGUUUUUAAAAA